AUGCCACGUACCAAGCGACCCACACGAAAUGUUGAGAAAACGGCUGAAGAUGACGAUACUUUGAAAAAGUUAAACAAAUUAGUAAGUGAUUUCAAAAAUAAAGUAGACUCCCGAGCAAACAUGGAGCUUCGCAACGUUGAACUGGCUUUCAAAAUAUUAUUAGGCUCUUUCAGCGCCAAUUACUUACAGAAAACUGUGGGACAGUUGAAGACAGAAUUGCAUUUCAAAGAUACAACUACGCUUUCGAGUAGAUCAGAGUCUCAUGAUGAUGGGUACCUCACGGAGAAUUCAUCUCAAGGUUCGGGCGAGCGACAUGCUAAGAAAACAUUCCUCGUUCCCCCGUCCUCAGUCCGUGCUCGUCGCUCGAGGUCAGCGGACGCGUCGUGUCGCUCCGUGCGCCCCCCGGCCACCUCCGGCCGCUCUACCAGCGCCGCCCGGCGUCGCUCGCGCUCCGUGUACCGCACGCCCGCAUAUAAUAAGAACGCUGCUCUCAACUACCCUCCUAUAACGCCAAAAGUGGACCCUCAGACUCCGCUGACCGUCCUCCGCCAGCCUCGUCAGGGUGAGAUGGUGGUGUCUAUGUCCGGAUCACCCGUCAUGGUGCCCGCCUGCUACUCUAUGCAGCCAUCUGAGAAGGCGACCUGCAACAUUCUUCUUCGUGAUGGCACCACACUGUCCCUGCAGCCCAAACAACUGAGGCAGUCGCAGGCCUACAUACCCUUCACACUAAUGGACUCCCGAGUACUGGACCAGCUGAGGACACUCAAAGAUAACUUGGACAAGGUGGUGAAGCUCGGGGAGAAGGCUAUAGUGCAGUAG
Messenger RNA from Danaus chrysippus (African queen), 819 nucleotides. The record is from the annotation of a GenBank genome assembly. NCBI's taxonomy places the organism in Eukaryota, Metazoa, Arthropoda, Insecta, Lepidoptera, Nymphalidae.